GGACGUGCAUGCGUUCACCCCGGAAAUAAGGAGCGUCAGCGCUUGCGGGCGCGGCUACCUGUCACCGGUCCCGGUUCCCCGAGGCGGACGACCGUCCUUCCCGGUGGCCGCAGCCGGGCCGUCCCACCGCGCCCGCGACUCGCCCCGCCCACAAGGAGCCAGGACCCGCCGCGGCCGCGGACGGUGAAGACACCCAGACAAGUGGAAGAGUGUUUUCUCCUCUGGCCACCAAGCAGGCACCCUCUGCGUCGAGAGCUGCAGAGCGGGGUGACGGUAACCUCCCGGGUUAUUUGAGGAUUGAAUUCUAUGGUCCCUGGAUGGUGCCCGUCCCAGGUCCUGGCGUGGAGACGGAACGCGCACCAGUGCCGGCACGUGAGGCCCUGGGAGCUCUGGGAGAUGAAGUUCGGCUGCCUGUCCUUCCGGCAGCCUUAUGCGGGUUUCGUCUUAAAUGGGGUGAAGACCCUGGAGACGCGGUGGCGGCCCGUGCUGAGCGGCCAGCGGCACCGCACCCUGGCCGUCCACAUCGCGCACAGGGACUGGGAGGACGCGGCCUGGAGGGAGCUGCUGGCCGGGAGGCUGGGGAUGAGCCCCGCGCAGAUCCAGGCCUUGCUGCGGGACGGGGAGAAGUUCGGCCGCGGAGUGAUAGCCGGGCUGGUUGACAUUGGGGACACUUCGCUGUGCCCGGAAAACUUAGGUCCCAACGAGGUUGCGGAGCUGGAGAAUCAAGCCCUGCUGCCCAACCUGCAGCAGAAGUACCUGACUGCGCUUGCCAACCCCCGCUGGCUGCUGCAGCCUGUCCCCGGGAGAGGCGGGAAGGACGUCUUCCAGGUGGACAUCCCCGAGCACCUGAUCCCCUUUGGGCAGGAGGCCUGACCAGACUGGGCUCUCGAGAGGAAGGUGACCGAGAGACCGGCUCAUUGUGCCACCGUCCACUCGCCUUCACGCCCUGGACGUGCACGUCUGGUUCGGUCUGAAUCGGCCCUGCCCCGGGGAGCGCUGCCCGCUCCGUGCUGUUCACGGAAGCAGACGUGCCCACCUGGUGCAGGGACAGGGGUUGGGACUCUCCUCGUGCGAUGCCGCUCUGGGCUCAGCGACAGAGUCUCGAGGACUUUGACCUUUAGGAAAAGAUGGCAGUGCCACUCGUUUUGGCCCUACUGGUUCUGGGUGGUUGAGAGAGAUGUGUUUUGAGGGGACCAGUUGGCGUUUUCCCCUCUUUGGCCUGGUCAGAACUCCCAGAUGUUUGGACCGCGUCUGGGGAACGAACGAUGGGGGAAGGCCGGUGGCGGGCCUCGUGCACGUGGGAGAGGACCGCAGGCCCAGAAAGAGGGCGCGGUCUGUCCUUGCAGGUGACCCUGGCCCUGUUGUAAAGCGUCCCUUGGCUCACGAAGCGUGUGUGUUAGACGUGCUGCCCGGCCACUUCACGUCCGAAGACAGGCUCCUAAAUACAGCUCUGACGGCAAAGUGAAAAGGGCUGGCGCUCGCUUUGUGGAAACCUCUUACUUCUCUGUGGGGUUUGGGGCCAUUUGUCAGCAAGCUUUCUAGGGGUUGUCACCUCUGAAGGUGCUGGGCUUUCCCCCAGGUGUCGGCUGGGAAGGGCCCGUCUCUUCUGAGGCAGACGGCAGUGUGCACGCCUACCUUGGUGGGUGGGAUGGCCCUCCUUUCCGGCGGGCCUCUUUGGGAGGCCCCUGGAUGGUGGGCUGGACACACGCUCAGCUGCGGGUCAGAAACUUCUGGCAUCGUAGGGGGACCCAGGAGGAGGCUCCUUCUGCUUCAGGAUGCAUGACUAAUGGAAGGUGACACCCCUGAGGUCAGGAGCCAGGCUGUGCUGCCUCCUGACUAGCAGGCAAGGCCCAGGGACCAGCCUGUCCUGGGCUGGCCUCAGCGCUCCCGAGCCACGUCCGUGGCUGAGCGUGGGAAAUGCUGCGGCUUCAAUCGAAAGGGGGCGGCGGGGACCAAAGCCUGCCGGGGCUGUGGGUUUCCAGCCUCGUCGGGCCCGUCCACUGAGAUGUGUGACUAGUACGGACAGUUAGAAAGGAAACAAGACUCGCACUUCUCGUUCGAUUCUUCAUUUGCUCCCGUGGACUUUGGCUUUUCUUUAUUAGAGACAAAAGUAGGUUCUUGGUUAUGAGAUGGGGCUUUUUGUGUGUCCCCAGGGGCCUGCGAGCUCAGGGAUCGCAGUGGUCCUUGCACUGUUGGCGGAGAGCACGCCUGCAGUCUGAGGAGCCCCCCUACUCCUCGUCCACCUCAGGGACCUUGUUUGGGGACGUAGCUAAAAGGGCCCCCGGCAGGAGGGAGAGACAGCUGUUGUACAGAGACAUCUCCGAGCCAUAAGCCGGGUAAACCGUGGGGCUGGCGGGCAGUUCCCUGGCGCCAUAGCGGGGGCACAGAAGUGACAUUCCAGGGAGUGCCCUGCCCGCUCAGGCCGCCCUGCUCACUGGGGGCGUGGUGUCCCCUGGCCCAUCCCGCUCCACCGCUCGUAGAGCACGUGCUAGAGGACAGGAGAGGCUGGGUAGCGCUGGGCCCCUGAGCACCUGGGGCUUUCUUCUGGGUGGUGGAAUCGUUGUAAGGGAUUUGUGGGGAGCGUCUAGUGGCAGCCACCGGCUUCUUUCCCUUCGGGGCUGUUGCGCUGGUCCCGGGCUGAUCAGUUGCUCCCAGGUUGCAUUUUCUCUGAAUGUUCUCGAUGAGCAGAGGCUUGUCUCUCUGAAAGUUGGAGUUGCAGAAGAUCUGAAAUGAAACGAAUCACUUUAGCCAUUCUGGGAGAAAAUACCCACUCCUCCCCGCCCACCCCCGUCCCUCAUAAUGGUCUUAUCUGACUGUGGAGAAAAGGUCUCUUUAAGUUCCUGGCAGGUUAUUCCGCCCUGGAGUGUGCGCUCCCUAGAGCUCCCCGAGGCGAGCCUCGGUCGAGGUGUUACUGUCGCUACCUGACAUCUCGUGGCCUCUCGAGGGGGUCUGUAGGCGCACCUGCAGGUCCCCUCUAAGGGGCUGUGGCUGAAUACCACAGGCUCUACGUUCUCAUCUUUCCUUAACUACCUUCUCACGUGAGGAAACUUAUUCUCGGAAAUGAAACCCGUUCAGCACGUGGCCCAUCUGGCCUCCCCGGGAGGUGUUCGAAUAACAAGAGAACGUGGGCAGCGGAAGGGCUUUCUGCUUUACCAUCAGCCUCUUCUUCCCUGGAGAGCGGCUGCUCAGGCGUAUUUUGCUGAAUCCGUGCCGGUUCAUUUGGCGGAUGAAAGUCGUCAAGCUGUCUGUGUUGAAAAUCCUGUCUGCGCCUCUGCGGUGAAGAACCUCCCUCUGGAAGAGGUCUUCCUCGACGAUCACCAUAUCUCCCUUGUCAUUCCAGCGCACAGAGGUGAAGGCGGGCUCCUCCGCCAUCGUCCAGAGCUUUCUUGGGAGGGAGAGCUGAAGAAUACUCUGGCCACACCGUAGUCUGCGCCCUGUGGUGGCGGGUUGUCUUGGGAGACGGGAUCUGGGCUCUCGGCUUGGUCGCCCUGCUUCUCCGAACUCUCCCGUGAAUCCACGUUGGGAUGCGGGGACGCACGAGAGGGGACCCACGUUGCUGGCUCUGCGUCAGCCGAUGGGCCCAGCAUGGCUGUACACAGCUCAUCGCUGCUCUGACUAGCCAUGGAGCCAGUCUGGAUUGGGAGCAUUCUCCACCCGAGACCGUAUGACUGAACUCUCAGGGCAGAAAUGCCUUGGACCAGAGCGGGGAUGCCCAGUAAAUACUGUCCGCAAGAUUCUAGAAUCUCGGUAGUGGGGCAGCCAGCCGCUCAAGUCGCAGUCUUCUUUAUUGUCACGUGAUGUCACCGAGGCGGUCUGGAGAGGGAGCCCUGGCCAAGUGUCUUUUUUUCUAAAAGCCUCGAAAAGUGUGGUUCAAGUU
Molecule: messenger RNA, 3877 nt
Organism: Orcinus orca (killer whale)
Lineage: Eukaryota; Metazoa; Chordata; Mammalia; Artiodactyla; Delphinidae
Gene: EOLA2
Product: endothelium and lymphocyte associated ASCH domain 2
Exons: 5
Coding region: 307-873 (188 amino acids)
Source: RefSeq, a predicted model, not a curated record